ACCGAAUGGCGCUUUCGCUGCUUUCGCAACAUCAGCAGCAGCCAAAUUACUUCGAUUUGCAAACAUUAUUUGACCCAUAUCCAUUACAACAACAUCAACAACAAAACCCACAGUACCCGCAUAACUAUCACCAACAUCAAGAAUUACAACUUCAACAACAACAACAACAGUACAAUCACCAAUUGCAUAUACAGCAGCAACAGCAGCAGCAACAACUACAACAUUUGCCGGCACCCAAAAGCUCAGAAAUCAACGUUUCGACUGUGAAAACCGAUCCGACAACGGAACCGAUAACUUUUUGUCCAGAUCAAAUGGAAUACACCGGCAGCAAUCUUCAUCAGAAUCAUAAUCAUUAUCAGCAGCAGCAAAGUAGAAAUAGUAACGAAAACAUUAACAACACCAAUAACAACAAUAUUAAUAAUAAUAGCAGUAGCAACAACAGAAAAAUCAACAACAUUACGCAAAUAAACAACAAUAGUCAGAUAUUGAACAAAACAAACCGUUAUUACGCAAACGGCUACUCACAGCAUCAAGUAACGUCAGAUUAUGUCAUCACUUUCGUAGAUUCUCCACCCAAUUCAGAAGAAUCUUGGACCGACGAGCACUCAAAAGAAUCGCCUGGACCUCAAAUAAUAGACGUGCAGACAAUUUACUCAAACAGUGGAUCGCGAAAGAGACGAAUGGAUUGGGACUCAUUGGAUAUUGGUCAAAGUGGAAACACAACUACUGCACAGGCUGGAGAAUUAUCUUCUAAAAUUGCACAUCACGAUAAAGACAAGGUCAAAAAGGAUAAAACAAUAGGUCGAGGCAGUUGGACUGAAGAUAUUGGAUUUGAUUUGAAUACAGACUUUAACAGUAACUCCUAUCUCAGCAAUGAAUCCUUUUUGUCAUUCUCUCCGGCCCUGACAGUAUUGAAGCAAGAGCCGCAAUCCGAUCAGUUAAAGGCUAAUAAAAGUCCAUUAAAUACUCAUGCUGUCGUAACUGGCGGUGGAGGAAGUGUGCCAAAACUAGAUAAGGCGCCCACACAUAUUGAAACGGCACCAAAUAGCGAGGACACACCAAAGAAUGCCUUGAACAACACUAUCUGCGUAUGUGGCUCGCCAAAACCCGGCACACCACAGGAAAUCGAACCCAAUGGCAAUAACAUUGACAAGUCCAAAGCCAAUGCAUCCAACGCAUUCGGAAAUGUUGGUUCAGCUUACAGUGGCGGUGAAAAAACAAUAGCGUCCCAACAAUUGACCGAAGUCGAUGGGAAUAAAAUCGAAAACAGUACUGGUGGAGUGGCCGUCAAUGGCAAUAACACCAAUGCGCAUUCUGAUGACCACAAAUUUCAGUACAUUUUGGCGGCUGCUACCUCAAUAGCCACCAAGAAUAACGAAGAAACGCUUACCUAUCUGAACCAGGGACAAAGCUAUGAAAUCAAGCUUAAGAAGAUCGGUGAUUUAUCGUUUUAUCGUGAUAAAAUAUUGAAGAGUGUCAUCAAAAUCUGCUUCCAUGAGCGUCGUCUACAAUUUAUGGAACGUGAACAAAUGCAACAAUGGCAAGCUUCGCGUCCUGGUGAGCGAAUUAUUGAAGUAGACGUUCCACUUUCAUAUGGACUCUGUCAUGUAUCGCAACCGUUAAACCCAAACUUCUUGAAUACUGUUGAAAUUUUCUGGGACCCCUUGAAGGAGGUCGGAGUUUACAUUAAAGUAAACUGCAUUUCAACUGAGUUCACACCGAAGAAACAUGGAGGAGAAAAAGGAGUGCCAUUUCGACUACAAAUUGAAACUUAUAUAGAAUCAACCAACUCCACCGGAGGCACAACAGCAUCCCCAAUAUCUACUGGUGCUCUUUCAAGUGCAUCUGCUUCAGUAUCAAGCGGGGUAGCAACAGCACCGACGCCAAUCGGUAUUAAUAUAUCAUCGGGGAACAACAACUCGCUCGUAAGCGGCAAGCAACCAGUGCAUGCAGCAGCUUGUCAAAUCAAGGUGUUCAAAUUAAAAGGCGCUGAUCGUAAACAUAAACAGGAUCGCGAAAAAAUUCAAAGGCGCACUCAAGCAGAGCAAGACAAAUUCCAGCCCAGUUAUGAAUGCACUAUUAUGAACGACAUACCGCUGGAUAUAUUAGCACCCACAACAUCGGGUUGCUUCAGCCCUGAAUAUAUGAAAAUUUGGCCCAAUUCUCCGGUCCACAUUCCUAAGUACGAUGGCAUAUUGUCGUACACUGGAGGAUCACCUGUUACCAACUCCAGUCCCAUAGCCAUAAAUAGUGUUACUUCAACUAAUUCGCCAACGCUAAAACUAAUGGAAGCUAACAUGGUGUCUCCGCAGCAGUCGGCUACGCUAGAUAUGGAUGAUUACGCAAUCAACAUUUUACCAGAAUCGUCCCCAAACCAAGUUGCGCAGUGGCUGAGCCACCAUAGAUUAACCUCUUAUCUGUCAACCUUUGCACACUUCUCUGGUUCAGAUAUAAUGAGGAUGUCUAAAGAGGAUUUAAUUCAAAUAUGUGGACUUGCUGAUGGAAUUCGCAUGUUCAACAUAUUGCGUGCUAAAGCCAUUGCACCUCGUCUUACACUUUACGUUAGUUUGGAUGGCAAUAGCUACAAUGCCAUAUAUUUGCUAUCGAACACAUCAAAGGAGCUAAUGCAGAAACUGUGCAAAAUGCCUGGAUUCUACGAGAUGAUUGUCAACGGCAACACGAAUGGAGCUUUAGAAAACGGCUCGAUCUACAGUAGCUGGGGCAUGCAUUCGAAAUACUCCGGCAGUGGUUCAAAUAUCUUUAAUGAUAGCACCAAAAACUUUAUUUUUCUUGCAGGGCCUUCAGGCGUUCAUGUCAACGUUACUGACGAGGUAUUAAAUAAUGAAGUGAAAGACGGAAGUCUUUAUACUCUCGAAGUACAAAACAGCAAAGUUGUUAUGAAAUUGAUAAACAAAAAUGAUAAUUGAAAGCAUAUCAUUAGAAUGCACACAACUACACACAUAGAUACAUACACACAUUCCGUCAAAUAAGUAACCGGAAAUUCUCAAAUUCGUUAGUAAUUAACAAUUUAUAAUUAGUUUGUGUGAAAUUUUGUGUUCCAAACGAAAUUGCUUGUGCCAAAACGUUGGAAAUGUUGAAAAAAACAUUUGGUGAUUCAACCAUGUCGACAACUCCAGUUUACGAUUGGUAUAAAUCGUUCAAAGAAGGGCAUAUAAUAAUCGCAACGCACACAAAAGGUUGACUUGUUCCAUAAACAAACUAAAUGACACAUAGCAAUAAAAACACAGUUGUGCCAACCUGGGGAAAAAAAAGUUGAAACAUUCUCAGCGGGAAAAUUUAAAAUGAGAUUUUCCGGUUACUUAUUUGACUGAAUAUAUAUCAAUUGAAUAUUCAUGCACAACUAUUUUCUUUUCAUAUGUGCACUAUUUUUGUGAAGUUCGAAGGAAGUCCGAAUUUGCACUGUAUAUUGGAAAAUUGUUUUGAAAUAAGCCAUUUUUCAAUUUAUUUUCAUAAAACCACACUUUUUACAAGUUAUUUCUUUCCGACGAGCACUACGUAAAUAAUACACAUAUACAACAUACACAUUAUAUAUACAUAUAUACACAAAUAUAUAUAUCUUGCAAAAUAUUGUAUGUAUUUGAAAGUAUGUUUUAUUUAGUAUAAUUCUUUUGCAUGUAUUACCUAUAAGUACAUUUUAAUCUUGAAAUAAAACACGGGCCAAACACCAUCAUCACUUUUAUUGAGACACGAUUACUAACAACCAAAUAUGUUAAAUAUAAAAUAAAAACACGAUGUUUAUAUGCUUUAGCAAUGAUUAAACUGAAAUCUGGUGUAGUCAAAGUUGUAUUUUUAUACAUACAUAUAUACCAACAUCUUUAAUUGUGUAUCUGUUAUAAUUUUAAAAUUAAUAUUAAAACAAUUCGGUGAAGAAAUAAAGAAUCGGUCUGUAAA
This is a messenger RNA of Zeugodacus cucurbitae (melon fly), 3912 nucleotides long. RefSeq names its product transcription factor CP2-like protein 1 (gene gem). Gene Ontology annotation, molecular function: DNA-binding transcription activator activity, RNA polymerase II-specific; RNA polymerase II cis-regulatory region sequence-specific DNA binding. The transcript has 13 exons. Gene Ontology annotation, cellular component: nucleus. The coding region runs from base 6 to 2927 and encodes 973 amino acids. Lineage: Eukaryota; Metazoa; Arthropoda; Insecta; Diptera; Tephritidae. The record is from RefSeq and is a predicted model, not a curated record. Gene Ontology annotation, biological process: regulation of transcription by RNA polymerase II.